This is a messenger RNA of Drosophila innubila, 1142 nucleotides long. Its product is annotated as WD repeat-containing protein 61. The transcript is spliced from 5 exons. The record is from RefSeq and is a predicted model, not a curated record. Bases 95 to 1102 code for a protein of 335 amino acids. Gene Ontology annotation, molecular function: protein binding. Gene Ontology annotation, cellular component: Cdc73/Paf1 complex. NCBI's taxonomy places the organism in Eukaryota, Metazoa, Arthropoda, Insecta, Diptera, Drosophilidae.
UUAUAAGUCUGGCAAUGCUUGAACGGCAACUUUUUUCUACCGGGUGGCAACGUCUUUCAAAAAGCGUUCUCAACAAAAAAAAAUAAUUUCCAGAAUGUUCUCAUUGCUGCACAAAGAGGAGAACGCACACGACAAUGCGCUGUGGGCAUGCGCCUGGGGACGCGACCCAGAACCGGCAAAAUUGGAUGAUGAUGACAAUGAAAACACGCCACCAAAUGAAGAAAAUCCAUUUGAUUUUGACAAAAAGGAGCCGAAACCCAAUGAUUUCAUUGUGACCGGUGGACUGGAUGAUCUCGUCAAGGUGUGGGAUUUACGUGAGGAUAACACACUGAAGCUGCGGCAUCAAUUAAAGGGUCAUGCACUUGGCGUUGUUUCCGUUGCCGUCAGCUCCGAUGGCCAAACCAUUGCCAGCAGUUCGCUGGACUCGAGCAUGUGUCUCUGGAAUGCCAAGACGGGCGAGAAGAAACACAAGUUGACAUUUGGUCCAGUGGAUCUCUGGACAGUUGGUUUCUCACCAUGCAACAAGUAUGUGAUUUCCGGUCUUAAUGAUGGCAAGAUCUCCAUGUACAGUGUGGAAACUGGCAAAGCCGAGCAGGUGCUGGAUGCACAGAAUGGCAAAUAUACGCUUAGCAUUGCAUAUAGUCCCGAUGGCAAGUACAUUGCCAAUGGCGCCAUUGAUGGCAUCAUUACCAUCUUCGAUGUGGCGGCUGGCAAAGUGGCGCAGACGCUUGAGGGUCAUGCAAUGCCAGUGCGCAGUCUUUGCUUCUCACCCAACUCACAAAUGCUGCUCACCGGCUCUGACGAUGGCCACAUGAAACUUUACGAUGUUGCACAUUCCGAUGUGGUGGGCACACUGUCCGGCCACGCCUCCUGGGUGCUGUGCGUUUCCUUCUCUGAGGAUGGCAAACACUUUGCCAGCUCUUCGAGCGAUCGCAGUGUUAAAGUCUGGGACACCGCGGAACGCAAGUGUCUUAACACAUUUAAUGAGCACACGGAUCAGGUCUGGGGCGUUAAGUACAGUCCAGGAAAUGAUAAAGUGAUAUCAGCGUCGGAAGACAAAUCCCUCAACAUUUACUACUGUCCACCCAAUGCCAUUGUGUGAUUCAUUAUGAAAAGUCAAAUAAAACAUAGGUGUAAAUUAA